Molecule: messenger RNA, 3281 nt
Organism: Mirounga angustirostris (Northern elephant seal)
Lineage: Eukaryota; Metazoa; Chordata; Mammalia; Carnivora; Phocidae
Gene: PAPOLB
Product: poly(A) polymerase beta
Exons: 1
Coding region: 29-1954 (641 amino acids)
Cellular component (GO): nucleus
Molecular function (GO): RNA binding; poly(A) RNA polymerase activity
Source: RefSeq, a predicted model, not a curated record
AGGUGGCGUGGCGGGGCCGGCGCUAGCGAUGAUGCCGUUUCCGGUGCCGGCCCCGGGAUCACAACAGACGCCGCCGCGCGAGCACUGCGGCAUCUCCUCGCCCAUCAGCUUAGCGGCCCCCAAGGAGCCUGACUGCGUACUUACCCAGAAGUUAAUUGAAACCCUGAAGCCCUUCGGGGUUUUUGAAGAGGAAGAGGAACUGCAGCGCAGGAUUUUAAUUUUGGAAAAAUUAAAUAAGCUGGUGAAGGAGUGGAUACGAGAGAUCAGUGAAAGCAAGAGCCUUCCACAAGCUGUAGUUGAAAACGUCGGCGGGAAGAUCUUUACGUUUGGCUCGUACAGAUUAGGAGUGCACACGAAAGGUGCUGAUAUUGAUGCGUUGUGCGUUGCACCGAGGCAUGUUGAUCGAAGCGACUUUUUCACCUCGUUCUAUGACAAAUUGAAACUACACGAAGAAGUAAAAGACUUAAGGGCUGUUGAGGAGGCGUUUGUACCAGUUAUUAAGCUGUGUUUUGAUGGUAUAGAGAUUGAUAUUUUGUUUGCAAGAUUGGCACUGCAGACUAUUCCAGAAGAUUUGGACCUAAGAGAUGACAGUCUGCUUAAAAACUUAGAUAUUAGAUGCAUAAGAAGCCUAAACGGUUGCCGGGUGACGGAUGAAAUCUUACAUCUCGUCCCAGACAUUGACAACUUCAGGUUAACUCUGAGAGCCAUCAAACUGUGGGCCAAAUGCCACAAUAUCUAUUCCAAUAUAUUAGGCUUCCUAGGAGGUGUUUCCUGGGCCAUGCUGGUAGCAAGAACUUGCCAGCUCUACCCAAAUGCAAUCGCAUCCACUCUUGUGCGUAAGUUUUUCUUGGUAUUUUCCGAAUGGGAAUGGCCAAAUCCAGUGCUGCUGAAAGAGCCUGAAAUGCAGAAUCUUAAUUUGCCUGUAUGGGACCCGAGAGUAAAUCCCAGUGAUAGGUACCAUCUUAUGCCCAUAAUCACACCGGCGUACCCACAGCAGAACUCCACAUACAACGUGUCUGUUUCAACAAGGCUGGUCAUGAUCGAGGAGUUUAAACAAGGGCUUGCUAUCACACAUGAAAUUCUGCUGAGUAAGGCAGAGUGGUCCAAGCUUUUUGAAGCUCCAAGCUUCUUUCAAAAGUACAAGCAUUAUAUUGUACUUCUAGCAAGUGCACCAACAGAAAAACAGCAUCUAGAAUGGGUGGGCUUGGUGGAAUCAAAAAUCCGAAUUCUGGUUGGAAGCUUGGAGAAGAAUGAAUUUAUUACUCUGGCGCAUGUGAAUCCUCAGUCAUUUCCGGCACCUAAAGAAAAUCCUGACAAGGAAGAAUUUCGUACGAUGUGGGUGAUUGGGUUAGUGUUAAAAAAGCCAGAAAACUCUGACGUUCUCAGUAUUGAUCUCACCUAUGAUAUCCAGUCUUUCACAGAUACAGUUUAUAGGCAAGCAAUAAAUAGCAAGAUGUUUGAGAUGGAUAUGAAAAUUGCUGCAAUGCAUUUAAGAAGAAAGGAACUUCACCAGCUACUGCCUAAUCAUGUGCUUCAGAAACAGAAAACACAUUCAACGGAAGGUGUCACUUUAACAUCUUUGAGUGACAGCAGCCUUGACUUGUCUACAGACAGGGAAGACAGCAUGUCUGUGCCUUCACCUACUAGCACUAUGAAGACUGGCCCAGUGACUGGCAGCUCUCAGGGCAGAAAUAGUCCUGCUCCUGCUGUAAUGGCAGCAUCUGUGACUGCCGUACAAGUUACUGAAGUUUCCUUGCAACAGGUGAAUCCCGGUGAAAGCUUAGGGGGUGCAUCGAGCGAAAGCAUUCCUCAGACUGCCUCACAGCCAGCCCUUCUUCCACCACCGAAGGCCACAGUUGCCAGAGUUGUUUCUUCAACACGUCUGGUAAACCAUCCGCCCAGGCCUUCAGGGAGCACUGCGACAAACAUAGCUAAUCCUAUAGUGGGAGUCUAGCAGACAUUCUCACUGCAUAAAGGACCAAGGAAACUAAAAGAAGAGGAACAGUCUCAUAAAGAGACAAGUACAACUCUGUUAGAAACUCUUCAGACAGUGGAUGGCCUCAUGGCAGACAUCCAGUACAGAACUUACUAGUAUCCCAGCUCUCCCUGCAAAUCCUGUUCCUGUUCCCAAGAAUUCAGUAAGACAGACUGAACUGAUAAAAACAGCCUCAAGAGUCCAUAAACUGUAUCUGCCAACUCAACUUGUCGUCUUCAAGUGCUAAAGGAGGAGAGUGAAGGGUACCAAACUAGAUUUGACUAAACUAGAUUUAGCCUUAUUUGGUAACUUCCCUUACUUGGCUAAUCUUGAUCAGAAGUCCAGGCUACUAUAUGAUGCUAGAAGUACUAUCAUAAAUGCGUCAGCAGCAGUUAUAGUAACUAUUUUAAAGGACGACUGCCCAUGGAGAGAAAAACGAGAAACCCUCCGGCUAUAUUUGUACCCAUGCAUGACAUCUGGACUGGAUUUAUGUUUGAUGCGUUGUUGGGAAAAUUUGCAAUACAAACUGGUAUCAGAAUUCCUUAUACUGAUGAUGCACUUUAUGUAUAUUUUUAUUAGAAAGUAGAACUAAUUUUAAGCUUUUCAGCUUGAUGCAUUUUAGUUUUUUUCCUGAAGAGUUUUCUUCAUUAUUAAUUGUCAAACUGGAUGCCAUUGUGUAGUGCGUACCAAACGUCAGAAAAAGCAUAAAAAUCCAUCUACCUCGGUCCCCAUGAGGUAGCUGUAAUCCUUUAAAAUGAAGUGUCAGCUCAUAGGGUAUAUAUUUGACAUUGAAACAGUGAUUAGUAAGUCUUUGCUUUUGUCGGGACGCAAUCAAGAAAUAAUAUGUUGGUUUUAUCUGUGGAAUUGUUUUAGAGUGCAUACAAUCAGCAAUCAAACAGCAAAUACUGUGUCAGAACUAACAAACCUCCAUAUUCUCUUGUCCUUAAGGAUUUGUCCUAAAACAAAAAAGCUUUUUGCCUCCCCUCCCUUCUUUAUGUUUGUAUGUAGAUUCAUAAAAAAAACCUCAGAAUGCUAGUGUAUUCUUAACCAUUAUGUGAAACCCACAAUCCUGUGGCCACAUGGUACAAAACACUAGAUUUUGGUUCCAUGGCUAAUAUUUCACUUCACUGAACGUAAUGAAUUGGGAUACAGUUAUUGGUCUUGGAUGGCUGUUGGAGCUAUACAUAUGAGAAAUUUGUAUGCUCCACAGAGUAUCUGCUUAUGGUAAAGUUAAUUUCCAAUUUAAACAUGUCAGCAAAAAGGCAUUUUCCCCAAAAUAUUUAAACCAAUUUUUAUUUUUAAAGGA